AUGAUGCUCAGCCCGGACCAGGCGGUGGACUCGGACCACCCGUCCUCAGCGCCGUCGGAUCCGGAGUCUCUGGAGGCCAAAGGGCUGCGGAGCUGCUGCGCGUCGGACUUGGAGGCGCCCGAGGGCGAAGGGGCGGGAGCGGGCGGAGAAGGCCGCCCGGCGCUGCAUCCGCAGCAGCCGCUGAGCCGCGAGGAGAAGCGGCGGCGCCGUCGGGCCACGGCCAAAUACCGCUCGGCCCACGCCACGCGUGAACGCAUCCGUGUCGAGGCCUUCAACUUGGCCUUCGCCGAGCUGCGCAAGCUCCUGCCCACACUGCCGCCGGACAAGAAGCUGUCCAAGAUCGAGAUCCUUCGCCUGGCCAUCUGCUACAUCUCCUAUCUCAACCACGUCCUCGACGUGUAG
Messenger RNA from Rhineura floridana, 402 nucleotides. RefSeq names its product nescient helix-loop-helix 2 (gene NHLH2). The transcript has a single exon. Lineage: Eukaryota; Metazoa; Chordata; Lepidosauria; Squamata; Rhineuridae. Gene Ontology annotation, biological process: regulation of transcription by RNA polymerase II. The record is from RefSeq and is a predicted model, not a curated record. The coding region runs from base 1 to 402 and encodes 133 amino acids. Gene Ontology annotation, molecular function: DNA-binding transcription factor activity, RNA polymerase II-specific; RNA polymerase II cis-regulatory region sequence-specific DNA binding; protein dimerization activity.